Messenger RNA from Pyricularia grisea, 2858 nucleotides. RefSeq lists its product as uncharacterized. Lineage: Eukaryota; Fungi; Ascomycota; Sordariomycetes; Magnaporthales; Pyriculariaceae. The record is from RefSeq and is a predicted model, not a curated record. The transcript has 3 exons. Bases 732 to 2858 code for a protein of 708 amino acids. Gene Ontology annotation, molecular function: zinc ion binding; nucleic acid binding.
UCGGGAAGCCAGCCCCAACGACGUCGCUUAUCCAUGCUAGAUUGAGGGUUUCAGCCUUAUUCUACAACUGAUCCGCAACCGUUCUCUUAUUUUUUUUUAUUUUUUUUUAUAUCUUAUGGCAUCGGACGGGUAAUGCACGCCUUGAUCCCGGAGGUGGAGGCUGGGAUACGCUGGUCUUGCGUUGGGCGCCUGCCCACAUUGAAAUCGAUCGAUCAAUCAAUCGAUCAAAUCAGCCGAUUCCAUUUGACGUCCACGGACGCAACACCUUACCCACCUCACUCAUUCCAUUCGAGUCGACCUGAGCUAAAAGGCCCCGGCUCCGGCUCCGGCCCCGAGCACAGGAGCACGCAGCGUCGCACGCGAUUCUGUCCCGGUUCUGGCUUCACGGCUACCACCGAGAUUUGAACCCACUCCGCACGCACGUUCGGUUGAGGGUUUGACGUGUAGACCACUGUGAACCCAGACUAAACCCAGCAUCAACUACGAUAAGUGGUCUGGUCAGUUGGUGCGCCGCAACCUGGCGUGCCGCGCUUCCUGUUGGCAAUCAACACUGCGACUUUUCGCUUUUGUUACUGUUCCCCCGUCACCUUUCUUUGUUUUUUUGGGUCCCCGAUCCAGCUACCGGACGGAGGUCACGGCGCCUUGUUGUCGCUUCCCCUUCUGUCAAUCGUCUCGCUGCCGUAUCCCAUUUCAUCCUGGGUCGCAACUUUACUCUUUGCUCGACAUUCACAAUGGCGGCACGUGCUCCUGGGCAGGAUGCCGCCAAGGAGGAGCCAUCGUGCUUCAACUGUGGUAUUAAAGGUCACUUUGCUAUAGCAUGUCCCGAAGAAGUUCGCAAAGAGCCUGCUGGUCUACAAGCAUUCCGUGAACGCAAAGCCGCAGCACAAUCAAAAGGUUCUCGGGGAGGUCCUGGGCAGGGCAAAGGGUCGGGAGGCACAGGCAUGAUCAUCACAAAAUACGCACCGCCGCCGCAUCCAUCACUACCACCACCGCCACCUGCUGCAGCUAUCUUAGGCUACUAUCCUCAACCAACACCGCCCCCGCAUGCUGCUCAUCCGGCUCAGUCGGCCGGCCCUCCGUCCUGGCAAUACCCUCCCAGCAACUACAGCCCAGCAUACCAAGCGCCGCCACCGCCGCCGCCUGCCCACCAUGCACAACCCCCUUAUGAACCGUACGUUCACCCAACAUACCCGCCAGCCACCCCUAAUGCCGGCCCGUACUACCCGCCACCUUACGGUGCCCCUCCCCCUCCUCCUCAGCCGCCGUACUACCCGGGACCACAACCAACCUACAACGCUCCCGUAUAUCAUCCCCCUGCUCAUCCAGCACCGGCGCCAGGAUUUCCAUAUCCGCCAGCAGCGCCUCCUGUUUCUGCUAGCCAGCCAUACCCGUACACCGCCCCACCACCUCCAUCAUAUCCUCCACACCCUUACGAUGCAGGUCAAGGUUACUAUCCACCCUCGUACCCCGACGAGAGAGGCCGGGGUAAUUCUUACCCUGGCGCACGUGGUAACGGCCAGUCGCGCAACCGCGGUGGCUCGAAUAACCGCGACCGUGAUCGUCAUCGAGAUCGUGAUAGAGAUAAAGAGAGGCACAAGGGACGAGAUCGAGAUCGCAAUUUUGGUCCCAAGAAUCAACGUAAGAGUGUACUGCAAAAGGCACAGACACUCCCCCAAUCAAGUGGAAAGUCCUCACCGCCGUCUGAACCACAAAAAGACAAGUUAGAAGGUAGUCCGACCACGCCAGCAAAGGCCACUGGAAAACCCAAGACCCCUGAAAGGGACCAAAGCCCCGGCAUUGAAGAUAUUUUGGGGUGCGACCUGGAGUCUGCGUUCACGGAGCUUCCGACCAAGCCGGCAGAUCCCGUCGGCCAGCCUCUUCCCAGCGAAUACACCGAUGCUCCUACGAUACCUCCAGCAUUUGAUGCCAAGUGCCUCAAAUCCGAGUUUUUCUCGACGGAUGACUGUGACUCGUUCAGCCGUUCCAUCCGUGAUUCCAAGUACUGGAAGAAUGCAAAGCAUGACCCUGUCUUCAAGGCAUGGGCCGGUAUGGUGUCCCGCCGCUUCGUCAACAGCAUUCACCUUUACCACAGCUACCGAACUUCCUCUGCUCCGAGCCCCGAUGAAAUUAUCGCCGAGGACGUCGUACUGGAUGAGAUAGUUGUCCAAUCAUCACCACCUCGCGUGUCCAGUCCAACAGCCUCAAACCCGAGACUACGUGGUGCAAGGCCUGAUGUCUUGGGCAAACAUGCAAGAUGUCCCACUGAUGAUGGGGAGAAACAGUCUUCUCUCAAACGAUUUAAAGGUAUAGCGAGCUUGCCCCAGCUGUCUGCUUUUCAGUCGCCUCCCGGUGUUAAAAGGCACCAACAACGAGGAGAAGGUGGUAGUCAUUUGUCUCAGGAUAGCAGAGACCACCGCAACACACACAAAGACUCGCCGCGGUCGAGAGAGUCGCCUUAUAACUCAAGAUCACGGCACGAUUCGGGUUAUCAAAGCAAUAACUCUCCGGACAAGUCGUAUGGAGAGCGUUUCCACGCCAACUCGAACGCGGCCCGUUACCACCGAGGACUAUCAAGAUCACGGGCCCAGUCCCAAUCUCGCUCUCGUUCUCGUUCUCGUUCUUCUUCGCGACAAAGAGGACGUGAAGCUUACAAGCAACGGAGUCUCUCCAAGAGCCCUUCUGGUCGACGUGGUCGUCAUGGGUCGCCGGGUUAUGCCAGGACACGGUCAAGUUCACCUCUAGAUGACUUUGAAAGAGAAAUUCUGGGUAUUGCACGGGAAGAGGCACCUGAGAAGAAGGCUGUCAAGCCAAAGCGGCGUCACGACAAAGUGGUCGAAGUCUUCAGUCGCCGCUGGUGA